Molecule: messenger RNA, 5361 nt
Organism: Fundulus heteroclitus (mummichog)
Lineage: Eukaryota; Metazoa; Chordata; Actinopteri; Cyprinodontiformes; Fundulidae
Gene: hrh1
Product: histamine receptor H1
Exons: 2
Coding region: 381-2030 (549 amino acids)
Biological process (GO): adenylate cyclase-activating adrenergic receptor signaling pathway
Cellular component (GO): plasma membrane
Molecular function (GO): G protein-coupled acetylcholine receptor activity
Source: RefSeq, a predicted model, not a curated record
CCUGCAGCCCGACGAGCUGCUGUUCACCGGUUUAUCAUGUUAACUCCAAAGUUCAGUCUAGAGACGUGGAAAGAGGAGGAGUGAGCUCAGGGAGGAAUGAAGACGAGCCAUUUCAAAUUCCAACCUGUCUCUCACUCAUUUUCGGAUUUCUGCGCGGAAACAGUCUGGAACAGAGGAUUUCACUGCGAGUCCACAUCCAACGAUAUGUCCAACUGACAAAGAAAACACUGAUCAAUGCUGAAGAUGGACUGCUGUUUCUAUAACUGCUGUAACCACUGUACUGUGAGACACAGGGGAAAUAAAAGGCAUCAAUCUAUUGGCCUAUCAGCCAACAGUUGUCGAAAAUGUGGCUGGAUAUAGAAGCGUUCACCUGACCGAACAUGAUGGAAUCUGCUCUGUCGCCUUUCACGGACUACCUAGACCUCAACCCCAACAGCCAUGCCAACCACAGCAACAAGAGCUGGAGUAACCAUCCGUAUGACGAUGAUCCAGGGCAAAAUCAAACCCAGACCCUCCAUUACCACUUCCAUAAUGCUCUCCUUGGAGUAACUUUGGGCCUUUUAUCGCUCCUCACCAUCAUAAUGAACCUGCUUGUCCUCUAUGCAGUGAAGAAAGAAAAGAGUCUCCACACUGUGGGAAACCUGUACAUUGUUAGCCUGUCCGUGGCAGAUCUUAUCGUGGGCACGACAGUCAUGCCCCUGAACUUGAUGUAUUUGCUGGAGGAUGAGUGGAGGCUGGGGCGUGCAGUGUGCCAGUUUUGGCUGAUCAUGGACUAUGUGGCCAGCACCGCAUCAAUCUUUAGCUUGUUUAUUCUGUGUUUGGAUCGGUACCGCUCAGUGAGGCAGCCUUUGAAAUACCUAAAGUAUCGAACACGUGGAAAAGCCAGCUUGAUGAUCUCUGGAGCCUGGUUACUCUCAAUGAUGUGGAUUAUUCCUAUUUUAGGAUGGAGGUCCUUCACACACGUGGACCUUAAACCUGAGGAGGAGAACAAGUGUGACACAGACUUUCGCUUUGUUACAUGGUUCAAAGUGAUAACAGCAGUUUUCAACUUCUACGUACCCUCGAUUUUGAUGUUGUGGUUUUACACACACAUCUAUCUGUCGGUGAGGCAGCAUCUAAGAGACAGAGAGAGAAUCAUUCAUCCAACAGAUUCAUUCGGGGAAAAUGAAAAUGGAGGGAAUGGCCCGAGCCCCAAAAGAAAUGACUCCAAGUCGCUCCAGAACGAAACAGAGCUCUCCCUGAAACAAUCAAAAAAAGACAGACUGCUGGACCAGAACACUCUUGACCAGACAUAUGCCCUAGAAGACGGUGAGAAAUCUAAAGCUGGUCCAUUUAGAAUUCACAGGAAAAUAGGAGUAAAGUGCCAGCAGACGUCACUGCUUUCCAUGACAACACAGCGCCUCAGAAUGGCACGCAAGGCUAAAACGGGCUCCCUGUCACCCGAAGAGAGGCAGUCAGAUUCAGAGAUUCCCCAGAGCCAGCCGUCUGUGCCACAGGAUAUGACAUGCUCAGGUGGAAACAAUGAGAGCAAACAUCAAGCCUCUCUCAACGAAUGCCACGUCACGGUGACAAACUCUUUGAGUGGAGUCUGUGGUAUCAGCCCGGUGUCAGAUGUGCAGCGGUACACAGAUGUGCUCUGCCACAGCUAUGACCCCAGUCAGGCUCUGCCAUGGCCUGAGGAAGGGGUCGAGGACGCCAGAAUAGACCCAGAUAAUGGAGUGACUCUGAAACAGGCAUGGCACAGGUUUAUAGACCAGUCACGAAAUCGGAUUCAGAGUCUGAGGAUCCAUAAGGAGCACAAAGCUGCAAAGCAGUUAGGGUUCAUAAUUGCUGCUUUCUUACUGUGUUGGAUACCUUACUUCAUAGUUUUCAUGGUGAUGGCUUUCUGCCCAGGAUGUGUGCACCACGAUCUCCACAUGUUCACCAUUUGGCUUGGUUACAUCAACUCUACACUAAACCCUUUCAUAUACCCUCUCUGCAAUGGAAACUUUAAACGUGUCUUCAAAAAUAUUCUCAAGAUCAACUUGUGACUGAUGUGACAGAGAGAGCAAAGAAUCAAAUAAAUUCAGAGCUGUUCAAGUGUUAUCGAUACUCACAGAUCAGACACGAAGCGAUCAAUGAUCUUGGAUUUGUUUUUAAAUGUCGAUAAAGUACAUGCAUAUUUUGGGUGGCAGCUUUUUUUGUACAUUAUGUUUCAGAUUUUAUUUUUGUAACUCAGUUUUUCAGAGUCUUUUAGAGUGAAAUGUUAUUUAUUUUAUCUGUUUUGCUGAAAUUGUGUCUAGAGAUGAAGGUUUUCAUUCCUAAGGGUAUAGAAUGGAUUUUCUUGAAGUUAGUUUCUAUGGAGUUGCCAUCAGCAUUAAACAUUGUGUUUGCAGUAGACAGCGCUAAAGGUCACUCCAGUCUGGGAAAAAAAUAAAGAAGCUGUGACCACAGAGUAGAGCUAACAGGUGUAAAUCCCUUUUAGGUGUCCCUAAAAUGGAUUUUUAUCAACUUAAACCAAAUAAGAUUUUUAAAAGCUGCAUACGCUUUAUGACAACACUGUUCUGUGCUAUUUCCACAUGCAUGCUUAUUAUUAGGGAUUGCUGCACCCAUGAGUCACUCAAUUCAAUCAAUCAUCUGCUGUCGUGAAAUGGUUGCUCAGGAGGAAAGAUUGCUGCAAAGUUAGCGACUCGAUGUAAUUGGAUGGGCUUCCUUAGGUAGAAAACAUUUUACCAGUUGGCAUAAUAAGCUGAACUAGACUCCACUGUAACGUAUCUCCAACCAAACUGUCAUGCAUUCAAUUGAAUUUGAAUCUGUCCUCAUCACUGGAGUGAGUUGAUUAUAUAUUUCUGUUUUUAAAGUGGACCUGCUUUUCUUACAAAUUAUCUUGAGACGGCAUUUGUUGUGCAUUGGUGCCAUAUAGAUAUGGAAAUUGAGCUGAAUGUAUAAACCCUACACCACCAUCACUUUUUAAGAAGACCGAUUAAGAUAGCCAGUAUGACAUAAACAAGAGUACAUAAACAAUGGAGAACAGAAAAUUGACAUCAGUUUUUAAAACAUGCAGCUUUAUUGUAUUUAACACUUUUUGGCUUGCUGUUUUGUGAGAAGUUACCAAAUACCGUCUGAACAACUUUUCAAUGCAAAUGUGAUGUUGGUUUAAAGACCUAUGAAACAGUACUUGCAUGAACUCCAAUUAAAUUUAUGAACUGUAAUUGUUUUAGGAUAGCAGAAAUCUACUCUGCUCUUGGCUCUGACAACCUUAGAGCUUUGUCCAAACUGAUGUCGUUCAUUCAGCUGUCUAAUGCAGGUGAGAUACUACUAAGUCCCUGAAGCGGUUUACGAAGCUCAUCACAUUUACAUUUGUGAUGGUAGGACAAUUUUUAUUUAAUUUUUUUGCUGGUAUGCCACGCAGAAUCAGUGACCACAAAGAUGCCACUCUUUGCUACAGUCACCGUCCCUCCUCACUGUGACUGGUGGCAAGAUAAACUCAGAUUCUUGUUGUAAAUACUGACAAGUUAAUUUCAGUAGCUAAUACCUUGAACACCUUUUCUUGAUUUGGGUGGAAUAGUAUACCUUUUAGUCACUUGAAUAGUAUGUAGUUUUGGUUUUCCAUUGUUCAAGAGCAGCUAUGACAAAUGAACCCCUGUGUCAUAAUUAUAGGAGGCAAUAGUCAACUUAAACAGGAAAAAAAUAUAGUGAGAAAAUCUUCAGUUUUAUUUAUUUUAGUGUCAUUUUAGUAGUGCCAGCUGCACAAUGUUCCAGUGGUUAGCAGUGCUGUCUUGUAGCAACAAGAUUCAAAUCCCAGUUGGUUGCUCGUUGUGCAUUGAGUUUGCAUGAUCUCCCCAUGCAUGUGUGGGUUUUCUCUGGGUACUCAGGGUUUCUCCCACAACCCAAAAACAGGACUGUUAAAUCAAUUGGUUAAUCUAAAUUGCCUUUAGGUAUGAUCGCCUGUGUGCGCUUAGUUUUCUUGUCCUGUGUGUCACUGUGUUGCCCUGUGAUAGAUUAGCAGCCUGUCCAGGGUGUACCCCACCUUUCCAACUGACUAAAAUUAAAGGUUGGAUCUUUAUAAGUUUUAUCAGUGUAAACUGCAGUUAAAUAUACAAUUAUGUAAAAGCUUUUUGCACAUCUUUACCAGGAAUGCCAAUGAGAUUAAAAAGAACUCUAAAAAGCCUCUCUCAAAAAAAAGAAAAAAAGAAAAUUCAAAACUAUCCUUUUAAAUGAAGAUGAACUGAUGCUUUUAAAAGAAUUUGGACUUGUAACUGGGAUUAAUUCAUAUAUCAAUAAAACACUAAAUGAAUAGCAGGCAGCCACUCUAAAGGUAUGUUCACACUGAACAAGGCGAUUUUUUUUACUUUGAUGGCCUGCCGUUGGUCACUUGACAUUUUCCCUCUGAAGAUCUGCGCUGACAAAGCAGCCAAUUUUCCCCCAGCUCGCUUCACGCCGUCAUCAAAUAGGAGGAGCGGCUAUGCCUUUGCUGGUUUCUCCUAUCUGCUCAACUCAAAGAGCGAGUCGCGGUGCUGUAUGAACUACAGGCAUCUUCGGUCAGUAAAUCCAUCAUUGCUCAACCGAAAUACAGCCUAAUUGUACCGUCUAAAUAUGUAACAUAAACAUUUUCACGCCCAAAUGGACGAGGAGGACCCUUACAGCGAUGUGACUUGACAAAAGAGUUCAGAUUGCUAAACUUGAGCUAAAAACCAUUAGAAAGAAUCUGUCUGCAUGAAUUGAUUGAAUUAACUUUGUAAAGUGCCUUGAGAUGGCAAGUGUUGCGAAUUGGCGCUAUAUAAAUGCAAUUUAAUUGAACUAAAUCACUUGCUCCAUUUGCCUUGUUCUCGUUUGGUGUGAACGUACCUUAUGGGUGUUUUUAUGUACAAUGUGGUUCUAUGUUAAUUGAUAGCCAACAGUAAGGAGUCCAUGUUAACAGCAAACCGAAUAGUAUUUUCUAUGAAUGCUAUGUUAAAAGGUUUCCAGAUAAACAUUUUUUAUUUGUUUGUGAACAACAGUUAUCCAAUAUGAAACAACAUGACAUCUGUCACAAGUUUACAAAGGCUGUCAUUCAUAGGUGGGUUAUUCUGUGAUUCUCUACAUGAUUAUUUCAUUAAUAAAUCAGAAUUUGAAAGAUAAGUUGCCCUUUUAUUAAUCGUAUACACCCACAUAUCAGCACCGUGUCUUUAGAAGGCUUUUUGUGAACUGGCUUACUGUGAAUAAACGGUUGCGAAAUAAUUAAACAUAAUUAAUGUCAGAAUAGAAACAGCAUCCGGGGGGAAAAAUAAGUAUUGAACAUGUGAACAUUCUUCUCAGUUUAAAUAUUUCUAAUGGGGCCAUUAACAUGAAAUUCACACUGGAUGUGGGCAACAAGCCAAGUAAUCCACAUGUACAUAAACA